This is a messenger RNA of Erythranthe guttata (spotted monkey flower), 2087 nucleotides long. RefSeq lists its product as uncharacterized. The record is from RefSeq and is a predicted model, not a curated record. Lineage: Eukaryota; Viridiplantae; Streptophyta; Magnoliopsida; Lamiales; Phrymaceae.
AAUGGGUAGCUGUUUGAGUAAGAAGAGUGUGUGUGCUUCUUCUUCUUCGUCUCCGGUUGAAAUUCAAAAACCGCCGGAGAAACUGCAAUCUGAUUCCCAAUUGGAGAAGAAAGAAGCUGUGGUGAAGAAAGAGAUUUUCGUUAUCAAACACCGGAUUAGCCAUGAAAUCGAGAGGCCGAGAUCCGAUGAUGAGACCGGCGAUUUGAAGAAUGUUGAGGGUAAAAUUGGUGAGGGUUUGGAUGUUGGAAAUGGCGGCGGCGGAGGAGGAGGAGGAGGAGCGGCGCCGGUGAGGACUUCGAGCUGCACGAAGGAAGAGGUGGACGCUAUUUUGAUUCAGUGCGGGAGGCUCAGCCGCAGCUCCUCCACCGGAAAGGCCGGCCACCUCUCGUCGGAAAACGGUGGGAGAAAGUACUCUGGUUCGAAGAGGAGUUACGAUUUCGACAACGACAACGGCAGAUCUGACGGGAACAAUGUCGGGGAAGGAGACGACGACGCGGUGGCGAGGGAGAGGGAGAACCGCCGCCGCGAGCGGCACCGCCAGUCUCAGGGGCGGCGGAGGACCCCCAGUAGGGAGAGGGAAAAGGACCAGGCCGCUCAGCAGCAGCGUUCCGGCAGCAGAGAGAGGGUCGCCGGCGGCGGCGGAAGGCGGGUGAGCAGAUCUCCUGGUAGAAGAUCUGAAUCUCCAAUUACUGCAAAUUCAAAUUCAUCUUCUGCCAAUACAAAUUCCAGACCGGGGAAGAUGGUUUCGGUCCCCGCCACCGUAUCUUCAAUGGCAAUGGACAAGAGUACCAACGCCGGCGAGCCUAAUUCCGGGGCGGCGAUUAAAAGGAUCCAAGUGAAGAGGAAUGUUGGAGGAGAUGGGGCUGCUGUGGGUACAACUAGAACAGCUUCUUCUCCUCGAGCUCGAUCGCCGGCGAACGUUAGGGUUUUGAAUGAGAAUUCCAAUCAGAAUCAGCCGAUUUCACUUAGUAGAAGCAAUUCGAGGAAGGCUGAGCAUUCUCCAUACCGAAGAAACCCUCUUGGUGAAAUUGACACCAACAUUAUCUCUGCACAGGCUCCACCUAUUCAGAAGACCAACGGUGACAAGCACAUAGUACAAGGGGCCGAGAACCGAAUUAAUCAACAACAGCACCUCGUGACAGAGGAAACAAAGGGACAGUAUGGAAUUUCAGGACAUGUUGGAUUGAACGUCAUUUCUUCCGUGGGGCCCGGCGAUAACCCGAAACUGAACGCAGUCGCAAGAACAAGAUCCUCUCGACUGUCUAGAGAACUAGACAUCAACCCCGAAACCCUAUCGAACCCUAACGCACCACCAUCUUCUUCCUACACCGCGUUGCUUCUAGAAGACAUCCAAAACUUCCACCAAAAGAACACCACACCAUCGCCGCCACCUCCUUCGUUCUCUCUCCCGGAGUGCUUGACCAAAGCAUGCUCGAUCCUCGAAGCGGUUGCUGACCUCAACUCAAGCACUGGCGAGAACAAGCCGGGUUUAGCAGUGAGGAAAACGGUGAAAACAGACCCCACCAUUGUGGAAUCCGAGGUUGUUGUGAACGAUGAUUUGAUGGAGCCGAGUUUUCACAAGUACGUUACGGUGAAAAGGGGAGGCACGAUUGGGGUGGGAGAAGACGAUGAAGAUUUUGAAGAGCAAGAAUCUUCCGGAAGUAAUAGCGUUGUUGUUGGGAGUCAACAGCAACAAUGGCUGUCUUCUUCUGGUUGGGAGCCUAAUUCUGCCGAGUCAACCGAUCGGUGGACUUGUUCUUCUUCUGCUUCUGCUUCUUCGAGUGGAAAGAGAGUAGUGAGUGCUAAGAAGAGGAAUUCUCAACAUAGUGGAAUCGGGAGGGGCAGAAUCGGAACCGGUGGUGUGACGCUGCAAGAUAAUGUUGUGUUUCGAGUUUGAUUUUAAAUAUGUGGAUGUUGUAUUUGUUUUAGUUUGUUCAAUGGUUCUUUACAUAGCUGUUUCUUUUUACCAGUUCUUUAUCUUGUUAACUGGAAAAAACUUGAGCUGCUUUAACAGUUUGUAUCAUUUCAUUUUGUUGUAAAAUGAAUUAAUGAAUUAUGACGGUGAGAGAUGAGAAUUAAGUUUGAUA